AUGCCAAAAAAUAUUGAGUUAACUGUUGAAAUUGAUGUUCAAAAGCCAUUAUUGGAUACAAACCCAUCCAAGAAUGUAACAAAUGACACAUUCCUCAAAGGAUUAGACUAUACACUCAAUACAGGCUGGUAUCAUGCCCAGGCGUUUGGUUAUUUCAAAGAUGUGUUCUACUUUCGGAAGCGGUUCCAGGAGACUUGUGCUCUUAACAACAUCUGUUGUUUGUUGAAAGACGAAACGAUAUAUUGUGAACUGGUGCAGUGGAGUGACGACUGCGUGUCGGGCGAAUGCGUGAUAUUGGCGCAGUAUUUAGGCGCACUCAACGACGUCUUGUUUCCGCCCAAUAUGUGCUCCAGUGAUGGCGUCGAUCUGCUCAUGCGGAGGUCUAAGGAUUUCCCAGGUAUCCUGUCGCCCAAAAUUGAAGUAGCGACUAAAGUAAGGAUAGAUGAGAUUUGGAGUCAAUCAAAUAACGUAUUGAACAAGGCCACCAAAUGUCAGUGCGUACCGAUACCAGAUCCCAACGGCUACAGGCAGAAACCGGUCUGCCACACACCUCUUUAUCACAGAGUGAAAUGCCAUCAUCACAGACGUCCACUUUCAACGACUAGAUCUCGGUCGCGGUCGAGGUCCGGUGGAUCGAGAUCGUGCUGCAGCUUCGAGCCGAGAGAAACCAACGUUACGUGCGGCUGUCCCAAACCUGACAAUAAAUCCCGUGUUCACUCAACUUCCUCGCCACGUCACUCUCCUGCUCGUCGUGCUAGAGGGUGCGCUUAUAACGUAUAUAAUAUAGAAAACACUUCCUCUACGCCAUGGCGUGCCAAUAUUCGCAAUGCACCAGAUGGAAAUAUUAAGGAUCAUGCAGAGGACAACGGAAUCGAAAUCGAAUCAGAGAAUGCCAGGGCCGCACUACCGAAGGAAGAACGGAUACAGAAGUUGCUUCUUGAGAGUUGCUACGUGGACGAGCAGCGCCACAGUUCCGCGACUCGUUCGCGACGUGAACAUCAAGCGACUCGAGUUCAGCCCUGCGUGUGCGAUAUAUGUAGGCGUUACCACGAACUGUUUCAUACACACUCCGCUGAUAGGUGA
This is a messenger RNA of Parnassius apollo (apollo), 1083 nucleotides long. The record is from the annotation of a GenBank genome assembly. Lineage: Eukaryota; Metazoa; Arthropoda; Insecta; Lepidoptera; Papilionidae.